UCCGUACCGGUCACGUGACGGUCAACUAUGGCGUCCACCUCCUAGUGAUGGAGGCGCAUCGUUGAUAACAACAAAAAACACAACUUUGCUCUUUUAUUUGUACGCUGCCACAAAUCGGAUUUACAAUGCAGAAGAUCAAGUCUCUUAUGUCCCGGCAGGGCCUGAAAAGCCCCCAGGAAAGCAUGGCAGACCUCAGCCCAGUGGAGAGCCUGAGGAUCCCCAGCAAGGAGGAGUUGCGGGAGCUGAGGGAGCAGCCCAUCGACCCCCAGGUGGAGCAGGAGAUCAUUGAAAGCAUCGAGGAGGUCUACUUCUCCACCGACUCCUUCGACAUGGUGCAGCACGAGCUGGAGAAGCUACCACCUGAGCUAAAUCUGCAGGAGCUGGAGGAGUACAGGGACAAGCUGAAGAGACAACAGGCGGCAGUUUCUAAAAAGGUUGCCGAUCUUAUUCUGGAGAAACAGCCAGCUUAUGUCAAGGAACUGGAGCGAGUGACCGCGUUACAAGCCAACCUGCAGCUGGCGGCGGUCAUUUGCACUAACGCACGGAGGCAGCUGAGCAUGUCGAAGGAGGGAUUCACCGAAGCCAGCUUGGGUCUCCUGUCCAAUCAGAGGAGGCGACAGCUGCUGACAGGGUUGCUUAAAUCACUGAGGACCAUCAAGACACUGCAAAGAACAGAUGUGAGACUCAGCGAGAUGCUUGAGGAGGAAGACUAUCCCGGCGCCAUCCAGCUCUGUCUGGAAUGUCAGAAGGCUGCCAGCACCUUCAAACACUACAGCUGCAUCAGUGAAUUGAAUUCCAAACUACAAGACACUCUGGAGCAAAUAGAGGAGCAGCUCGACGUCGCCCUGUCGAAGACUUGCAAGAACUUUGAUGUUUCGCACUACACCAAGGUCCAACUGGCCUACACCCUCCUGGGCAAGACUCAGACCGCCAUGGACCAGCUCCACAUGCACUUCACCCAGGCCAUCCACAACACCGUGUUCCAAGUGGUGCUGGGAUACGUGGAGCUCUGCGCCGGCAACGCCGACACCAAGUUUCAGAAGAUGCAGUACAAGGACCUGUGCACGCAUAUCACUCUGGACAGCUACAUUCCCUGCCUGACUGAUCUGUGCAAGGCAUUGUGGGAGGUGAUGGUUAGCUACCACCGCACCAUGCAGUGGCACGAGGAGCAUGACAAACACGAGGCCACGCCCACUGCAGAUGGUGCAGCGGCAGCGGAGUCUGAUGACUCGGUGGUGGACCGCAGCUACGUGAAGAAGAAGCUGGAGCACGGACUGACGCGGAUCUGGCAGGACGUCCAGUUGAAAGUGAAGGCCUACAUCCUGGGGACGGACAUGUCCAACUUCAAGUACGACGAUUUCAUCGUGGUGCUCGAUGUCAUCAGCAGGUUGAUGCAGGUGGGGGAGGAAUUUUGCGGUAGCAAGUCCGAGGUCCUGCAGGAGUCUAUCAAACGCCAGAGUGUCAACUACUUUAAAAACUAUCACAGGGCACGGCUGGAAGAGCUGAGGAUGUUUCUGGAGAAUGAGACGUGGGAACUUUGCCCAGUAAAGUCUAACUUUAACAUCGCCCAGCUGCAUGAGUUUAAGUUCAUGGGCCAGUGUCGUUCUCCCUCCGUCUCCCCGAGCAGAAGGUCCUCGACCGCCCCGGCUCAGGACGAGCUUUCCCUGUUCCAGCAGUACCAUCAGGAGGGAAACCCCUUUGAGAUGCGUGCUGAGAACAAAGAGGAGGAGACUGAGGACGUGCUGGCAUCUAACGGGUACGAGUCAGACGAGCUGGAGAAGAAUGUGUACCAGGACUACGACAGUGACAGUGACGUCCCCGAGGAGCUCAAGCAGGACUACGUUGACGAGCAGACGGGGGACGUCCCGCUCAAGAGUGCGUCCCGAGAGACCAUAAGAAGCAAGAAAAAGUCUGACUACAACCUUAAUAAGACCAAUGCACCGAUUCUCACCAAUACCACCCUCAACGUCAUCCGGCUUGUCGGGAAGUACAUGCAGAUGAUGAACAUUCUGAAGCCGAUCGCCUUCGACGUCAUCCACUGUGUGUCGCAGCUCUUCGACUACUACUUGUACGCCGUGUACACUUUCUUCGGACGCAACGACAUGCCCGUCCCGAGUCCGUCUCUGCCGACUCAUGGUGGCAGAGACGCGGGGCCUGUCAGGGUGGUGGGCCCAGCUUGCUUGUAUGAGUCAUCGGGUCUGGGCCUCAUCAGCAGCAGACUGAGAACCACACUGAACCGGAUCCAGGAGAGCCUCAUUGACAUGGAGGCGGCGGCGGAGAACGCACCCGCCCACGGGGCAGCGGAGGACCGAAAGGAGAAGGUGCCGAGCCCCCAUCUCAGCCAGCUGGUGGUCCUCACUAACGGCGGGACUCUGUAUGGGCUCGCACAGAGAGUGGUGGCCACCGAGUCUCUGGUGUUUCUGGCCGAACAGUUUGAAUCCCUGCAGUCCCACCUGGACACCAUGAUGCCUGCAGCAAAGAAGCCCUUCCUGCAGCAGUUUUAUUCCCAAACGGUGUCUACGGCCAGUGAGCUUCGGAAACCGAUAUACUGGGUUGUCGCGGCGAAGGCCAUCGACUACGAACAAAUGUUGCUCCUUAUGGCUGGCGUUAAGUGGGACAUUAGGGAAAUAAUGUCGCAGCAUAAUGUGUAUGUGGACGUCCUGUUAAAGGAGUUUGAGGAAUUCAACAAGCGGUUGCAGGAUGUUUCCAGGCACGUGCGCAUCCCGCUGCCUGUGUCCAACGUGCUGUGGGAGCACUGCAUCCGCCUGGCCAACAGGACUCUAGUAGAAGGUUACGCUAACGUGAAGAAGUGCAGCAAUGAGGGCCGGGCCCUGAUGCAGCUGGACUUCCAGCAGUUCCUCAUGAAGCUGGAGAAGCUGACGGACCUGCGGCCCAUUCCCGACAAAGAGUUUGUGGAGACCUACAUCAAGGCCUACUACCUCACCGAGAACGACAUGGAGCAGUUCAUCAAGAACCACAGGGAGUACUCCAUGAAGCAGCUCGCCAACCUGGUGAACGUCUGUCUGGGCUCGCACAUAAACAAGAAGGCCCGCCAGAAACUCCUGGCGGCCAUUGACGACAUUGACCGACCCAAGAGGUAGUCUGAUGGGCGGAGCCUGAACGCGGCGAGCAGCCCCGCGGCGGGACACUCCGGCAGAGGAACUCCGCACAGAAUGUUUUCCAUUUUCCUCUUCUUCUUUUUUUUUUUUUUUUCCAGCGAAGCUCAAACGUUAGCCAAAUGCUAGGUAUUUCCCACGUGGUCAAAACACAGGACUGACGCGUUCACUCUCGAGCACGGCGCCACGCUCACGGUACACGCCGUGACGUGAAGUGAAGCAUGACCAUGCUCAAUGUCCGAGACAACCCCCCCCCCCCCCCC
This is a messenger RNA of Pungitius pungitius (ninespine stickleback), 3379 nucleotides long. RefSeq names its product VPS50 EARP/GARPII complex subunit (gene vps50). Gene Ontology annotation, cellular component: EARP complex. The record is from RefSeq and is a predicted model, not a curated record. Gene Ontology annotation, molecular function: SNARE binding. Lineage: Eukaryota; Metazoa; Chordata; Actinopteri; Perciformes; Gasterosteidae. Gene Ontology annotation, biological process: endocytic recycling; retrograde transport, endosome to Golgi.